Messenger RNA from Eleginops maclovinus (Patagonian blennie), 1322 nucleotides. RefSeq names its product stonustoxin subunit beta-like. NCBI's taxonomy places the organism in Eukaryota, Metazoa, Chordata, Actinopteri, Perciformes, Eleginopidae. The coding region runs from base 277 to 1071 and encodes 264 amino acids. Gene Ontology annotation, molecular function: protein binding. The transcript has 4 exons. The record is from RefSeq and is a predicted model, not a curated record.
UCAGAAUGACAGAGAUAAAUACGGGUCAGCUGGUCAUGUGUUGGCGCUGAUCUGGAUAUCCUGGUUUGGCAGGCUCAGCAGCUCACCUAUUAUUGAGCUCAUUAUCUCCGCAUACCUUACCAACAUUUCUCUGAGGGAUCCCCAGGGGGCCUCCAAAAACUUUAAUACCCUCUUUCCUGUGGGUAUAUAGAGAAGCUAUUUGCUUCACUGCAGCAGCACGCCGCUGACAGACACUAACAUUAAGGGGAACCUCAACAUAGAAAGAAGCGCUCAGAGAUGCCAACCAGUGCUCCCAGUAAGAGAAUCAUGCCGGGAAAUGGAAAAUCUGGGGCAAAACCUGAAGUAAGAAAAGAUUCAGCCUCUCCAACAGAAAAAAUCCCAGACUAUGAGCCCAACAUCCCUGAGCCCACAUGCAGAGCUGACCUUCUGAAACACUGGGUCGACCUUUCCCUGGAUGACAAGACAGCCAAUAAGAUGCUGUGGAUCACACAGGGUGGAUCCAAGGUGUCCCGCAUGACUGAUGAUGUCACCUGUCCUGUCCUGGAUGGACCAGAGAGAUAUGAGCAUACCCCCCAGGUAGGUUUUUUAAGUGUUAAUCCAGAUGUGCUUUUUUCCUGCACUCAAGUAAUUUCAUCCUGUCCUUUUCUCUUAAAGGUUCUCUGCAAAGAGAGAAUCUUUGGCUUCCGAGCUUAUUGGGAGAUGAAAUAUUCAGGCUGGGUGGUCGCCGGAGUCGCCUACGAAGGGGCAGGGAGGAGGGGCAGCGACGGACAAUGUGGGUUUGGAGAGAACGAUCAGUCCUGGGGUCUUGGGUGGGGUGGAUGCCGCUACCAGGUGUGGUUCAAUGGCAAUAACUCAGAAAUCUGGGACAUACCCGAGUGCACCACAAUCGGGGUGUACCUAGACCAGCCAGCCGGGGUCAUGAGUUUUUAUGCCGUAGAAGAAGCAAAGGAGGGAGAGGAGGGCGAAGUGAGGCUGCUGCACCGGAUCAAGAGCUCCUUCAAGGGGAGGAUGUUGCCUGGCUUCUGGGUGGGACAAAAGUCCUCAUGUUUCCUAGUGAAACACGGGGAAUAAAAGGAGUCCAUAUCUGUUUCAUUUCCAACUUACACAUCCGAAACAUAAAAUAUGUCUCACUGCAACACAAGUUGAUGCAAGACAAACUAUUCUAAAACAAAAAUGUGUGUACAAAGAAACACGUCUUAGUAAAGAAGGUGCUAUUUGUAUAAGAGUUGAUGUGUUAUUUUGUUCAAACUGAAUGUUUAGUAUGUCUAAGUGGUGUCAUAUGUUCAUAUAUGUGUAUAUCUGAUGUCUAUUGUAUAUUCGGG